This is a messenger RNA of Paramecium tetraurelia, 1314 nucleotides long. RefSeq lists its product as uncharacterized. The record is from RefSeq and is a predicted model, not a curated record. The transcript is spliced from 3 exons. Lineage: Eukaryota; Ciliophora; Oligohymenophorea; Peniculida; Parameciidae.
AUGAAAUAAUUAUAGUAAUUAUAAUCAUAAGAGGAGAAGACAUGCAAAAGGUUUUUGGUGGCUAAAAGUGUUUCUUAAGAACAUAGAAUUAAAAGCAAUGACAGUAGACCUAAUAACAUCUUUAUGCCAACUUAUGAUGAGUAUCUGUUAUAAAAUGGGCCAAAAUUUACAGAAAAUGGGGACUUGGUUUAACAUUCAAUUGUAGGUAAGAGCGAGUGGUUUAAUAAACAAAAACUUGGGAAAAGACUUCAAUUUGAUGAUUUGGCCUCUAAGCAAUUACCAUUUCAUAAAGGAAUAAUUAGAUAGGACACAGCAGAUAAAGGAUCUGCACCAAAGAGUGAGUAAAAAAGCACAAAAUUUGGGAGUAGUACGAAGUUAAAGAAAAAUCAUAAUAACAAUUUAACAACAAAAAAUCAACUAAUUGAAGAAUUGAAUAAUAUUAUGUAGAGAAUAAAAACCAAUUCAGAUGUAGAAAAAGGGAAAGUAGAGUAGUUGGAACCGUAAUUGAAAAGGGUGUUGACAAAAGAAACUAGAGUUUUAAGUAAACAUGAGGAGACCGAAAAAUACUGGAACUACUUUACUGAAAGACAGGCUUGUUUAUUAAAUAGGGAUAGGAUUAGUUCUCAAUUGUUGCAGGCAGAAAAAUACAAAUUAAAAAAUGAUACUGCAUAAGUAUUUAAUGUACUCAAUACUGAAUACGAAAGAAUUGCAGUCAAUAAUUGGUAAAAAACGUUGAGGAAAUUUGAAAAUUCUAAAUCCAAGAAAAUCAAAGUAAGAGGAAAAGAAAUGAUUAUUGAAAAGGAAUAAAAAGAAGAUUUUAUAGUUGGUUCUGAUUUGCCUAGAGCUUUUAGUGAACAGUCCUUAGUGGGUAGUCGUUUAGAAUAUAUAUAAAAGCCAGAGGUUAAAGUUAUAAAUGACCCAUUGGCUUUUAAGAGUUUCAAGAGCAAUAAGUACUUACUUCAGAGAUUGGAUGAAACUCAAGAUUAUUUUUAAAAUUCUUAUAUGAUAUCUCCGGAUAAAAGAAAUGAUUUCGAUAAACUAAUUAUUUUAGGCAAGAGUUAGUUUGAAAUUGAGAAGGAAAUGCUCUUGAAUGAUGGUGGAGACAGUACGGGUGUGUAUCGUAAAGACAUUGAUAAACCUCCAGAUGAAUAUACAAAAGAGUAAAUUUAUGAACAACAAUAUGCAAAUAAAGUUAAGUUAAUUCUACCAUAAUUAGGAAAGUGGAAAUCUAAAAAGUUAGGCCCAUUAACAAAUUAGAGUGAGAAAUCUGAAUUGAGUGAUGAGUGGGUUGCUGAUGAUAUCCUUAAAAUCUGA